Molecule: messenger RNA, 2031 nt
Organism: Colletotrichum spaethianum
Lineage: Eukaryota; Fungi; Ascomycota; Sordariomycetes; Glomerellales; Glomerellaceae
Product: methylenetetrahydrofolate reductase 2
Exons: 1
Coding region: 1-2031 (676 amino acids)
Biological process (GO): tetrahydrofolate interconversion
Cellular component (GO): cytosol
Molecular function (GO): FAD binding; methylenetetrahydrofolate reductase [NAD(P)H] activity
Source: RefSeq, a predicted model, not a curated record
AUGGAGAAGAUUACAGACAAGAUCGCCGCCUUGCCGGCAGAUGCCAACUACUUCUCCUUGGAGUUCUUUCCGCCCAAGACGGCAAUGGGUCUCUCUAACCUUCGUGACCGUCUGGAUAGAAUGGAAAGGGCGCUGCGGCCGCUCUUCGUCAAUGUCACCUGGGGAGCCGGCGGAUCUACCUCAACAAAGUCUCUGGAGCUGGCCGAGAUAUGUCAACGAGAGCUCGGCCUCACGACUUGUCUUCACUUGACAUGCACAAACAUGAGCCGCAAGCUCAUCGACAAGGCCCUGGAGGACGCAAAGGCAUUGGGCAUCCGCAACAUCCUGGCUCUCAGAGGCGAUCCGCCCCGGAAGGAUGAGUACCGCGAUGCGGAGGACUCCGACGCAGAUGAUGCUGAGGACUUCGUCUGGGCCGUGGACUUGGUCAAGUACAUCCGCAAGAACUAUGGCGACUACUUCUGCAUAGGUGUUGCGGCAUACCCCGAGGGACAUGCGGAUGAGAGCCACCCCCUGGGACAGAGCUUCGAGCACGACUUGCCGUAUUUGGUUGACAAGGUCCAAGCCGGUGCGGAUUUCAUCAUGACCCAGCUCUUCUUCGACAUCAAGGCCUACGACAAAUUUGAGAAGAUUCUUAGAGAACACCCCAGCGGUGCCUUCAAGGACAUCAUUCUCCUCCCCGGCCUGAUGCCGAUCCAGAGCUACCAGAUGAUCAAGCGAACGACCAAGCUCAGCCACGCCAAGAUCCCCGACAGCCUCAUGGCCCGCUUGGACGCUGCCAAGGGCGAUGACGAGAAGGUCAAGCAGGUUGGUGUCGACAUCCUUAGCGAGCUCGUGGAGCAGGUCAAGGAGGUCAAGAGCAGGACGCCCGGCCCUAAGGGAUUCCACUUUUACACUCUCAACCUUGAAAAGGCCGUCUCCUUCAUCCUCGAGAGAACAGGCCUCAUCCCCGACCCCAAGUUCGACGACGAGGAAGCCGUCAUCGACGAUGGCCCGGGCGUCCCCAUCUCCGUACCCGCAGUCCAGCUCAACGGCCUGUCUCCAAUUCACCCGGCCGCGCGUGCACUGUCCGGACGCCGACAUUCGUCCAUGGGCUCCUCGGACCCGCACAACCGCAUCAUCGUCUCUUCGGCCUCGAAUCCCGCCUACGAGACGACGGCCGCCGGCCUCACGGUCUCGGAGCCCCUCAACACGCGUGCCAAUACCCUCGCCAUCUCGGAGGGCGUCGGCGCCGUCGGUCGCGAGGCGACGUGGGAUGACUUUCCCAACGGUCGCUGGGGUGACGCCCGCUCCCCGGCCUACGGUGAGAUCGACGGCUACGGCGUCAGCCUGCACAUGUCCGUGACGCAGGCCAUCCGCCUCUGGGGCACGCCCAAGACGGUCCAGGACAUCAACAACAUCUUCAUCCGCCACAUCAAGGGCCAGCUGAGCGCCAUUCCCUGGUCUGAGGAGGAGCUCCUCCCGGAAUCCAACAUCAUCCAGCAGGAGCUUCUCGAGCUCAACACGCGCGGCUGGUGGACCGUCGCCUCCCAGCCCGCCGUCAAUGGCAUCCCCUCUCGCGACCCGACCUUCGGCUGGGGCCCGCAGCACGGCUUCGUCUUCCAAAAAGCCUUUGUCGAGCUCUUCAUCCCCUUGUCCGACUGGGCCGGCCUCGUCGCGCGCCUCAACGAGGUGACGGACAACACCAUCUGCUUCUACGCCGCCAACGCCGCCGGCGACUUUGUGUCCUCGGACUCGAGCGGCGGGCUCGUCCUCGAAGGCACCGAGGCCAGCACCAACGCCGUCACGUGGGGCGUCUUCCCUGGCAAGGAGAUCAUCACGCCCACCAUCAUCGAGGAGGUCAGCUUCCGUGCCUGGGCCGAGGAGGCCUUCAAAAUCUGGGGUGAGUGGGCCAAGGUCUACGGCAAGGGCAGCGACAGCGAGGCCCUGCUGGAGCGGAUACGCUCCGAGUACUGGCUCGUCAACAUCAUCCACCACGACUACGUUGAGAGGGACGCGCUGUGGAAGCUGCUGUCGGGUGAGAAGGAGAAAUAG